This is a messenger RNA of Alternaria postmessia, 1533 nucleotides long. RefSeq lists its product as uncharacterized. Gene Ontology annotation, molecular function: transmembrane transporter activity. The record is from RefSeq and is a predicted model, not a curated record. Gene Ontology annotation, biological process: transmembrane transport. Bases 1 to 1533 code for a protein of 510 amino acids. Lineage: Eukaryota; Fungi; Ascomycota; Dothideomycetes; Pleosporales; Pleosporaceae. The transcript is spliced from 7 exons.
AUGGAAGAUUCGACUAGGAUUGGAGAUGAUAAGAAGGUGGUGCAGGAGCAGGAACGGGAGCAGGAUCACGAUGUCGAACAGCAAGAUGCAUACGGCGAGACGAGGAGUUUGGGUAAAGACGAUAUUUUACAGCUCGAGCAUACGGAUCCGGUGCUGAAUGCAAAGAUGCAUUUGGUUAAUAAUGCUAUCGACGAGAUUGGGUUUACGACGUAUCAAUGGAAGCUCUUCGUCUUGAAUGGUUUCGGGUACGCUGUCGAUUCGCUCAUCCUACUUAUACAAUCCGUCAUCGCUGCCCAGGCCACCCUCGAGUUCAAUCCUUCCUACCAAAACGGGUUGACUAUCGCUGCGUAUGUUGGUAUGCUCACGGGCGCUUUAUUCUGGGGCCUAUCUGCCGAUAUCAUCGGGCGAAAGACGGCUUUUAACGUUAGUUUGCUGAUCUGCUCCAUCUUUGCGAUUGUGGCUGGUGCAAGUCCCAAUUGGGAGGUCUUGGGCCUGUUUGUAUGCUUGAGUUCUUUUGGAGCUGGGGGGAACCUGGUGCUAGAUACCGCCGUCUUUCUAGAGUAUCUGCCUAGUUAUAGGCAGUGGAUGCUGACACUCAUGGCGGCUUGGUGGGGCAUCGGCCAACUCGUCGCUGGUUUCUUCGCUUGGGCUUUCCUCCCAAACUUCAGCUGCGCAGAUCCAUCCAUUGAUCCAACGGCCGGACCUUGUACAAAGUCCAACAACCAAGGCUGGCGCUACGUCUGGUACGCUUCCGGCUCCUUAGUCUUCGUCAUGUCCAUCCUCCGCAUAACCGUCAUCCGACUGAAGGAGACGCCCAAGUUCCUUGUCAGCGAAGGAAAAGACGCAGAAUGCGUCGAGACUCUCCACUUCAUCGCAACAAAGUACAACCGCCCUUGCAGUCUCACACUCACCCAGAUGCAAGACUGCGGCACGGUAGAUCGCGUCGCAACACGGGGAAACAAGAGUAAAUGGGGUUUUGGAGAAAUCGCCAUGCACCUACGCGGUCUUUACUCGACGCGAAGAAUCGGUAUCUCAACGUCUUUAAUCUGGCUCUCCUGGACACUGAUUGGUCUCGCUUACCCGCUCUACAACGUCUUUCUCCCCGCUUACCUUCGCUCCCGCGGCGCCGCUUUUGGUGAGCCCUCGCCCUCUAUUACCUGGCGCAACUACACGCUCGUCAAUUUCAGCGGUAUCUGGGGUCCCGUGCUAGCUGGUUACAUGUGCCAUACGCGUCUUGGUCGGAAGUAUACAAUGGUCAUUGGCGCGUUGGUUACUAUGGCCUUUUUCUUUGCGUAUACGCAGGUCAUCUGCCACGGUGACGACUCCAUGUUGUAUCCCUUCUGCCAACAAAACUUCAGCACCCCAGCCUCCAACGCCCAGCGUGGCGAUCCCCACAGCGCCACUGAACAUUGCGGAUCCCAUUACAUCCCGUUUGCGAGUCCUGUGCUGCUCUUGGUAGCGACAAAGAUGUCGAUCGAUGAUGUCGCGUUUCUUUCGGGCAUUAUGUACUGCAAGGCUGGAGAUAGUGGUUGA